UUUUUAACUCUUGCCAAGCACAAAGCUAUGGAGAAAAAUGCAGAGCUGGUUUUCAUUCCAUCUGCGGGAUUGGGUCAUGUUGCCCCCGCCAUCGAAUUUGCCAAACACAUACUUGAUGCAGGUGAAUGUCUCUGCAUUUCCUUCCUCAUCAUGAAACAUCCCGCCGAUUUCGGCGUUCAACGUUAUCUCCAAUCACUCUCUUCUCACUCCCGCUUGCGCUUCGUUGAUGUUUCAAUUGACCCCAAAACAGCUGCUGAACUGUUGUCUAACAAGGACAGAUUCUUGUACGAUUUCAUCGAUGGCCAUAAACACAAGGUAAAUGAAUUUGUUCGCAAUAAACUUGGCUCUACACGACUUGCUGGCUUUGUCCUUGACAUGUUCUGCAUCUCAAUGAUUGACGUAGCUAAUGAAUUUGGUGUUCCUAGUUAUAUUUACUUUACCUCCGCUGCUGCUUUUCUUGCAUUGUCCCUUCAUUUCGAAGCACUGAGGAACACCUCCGAUUAUGACUAUUCCGAGUCUGAUGAAGAAUUGCCGAUUCUUGGAUUUAAAAAUCCAUAUCCUGCUAAAAUUUUACCUAAGCCAGCUAAAUCAGUUACGCCUAGCUCGAUUUUGUACUUCGAUGGCAUUCGUCGUUUUAAAGAGACGAAAGGUAUCGUUAUCAAUACCUUCGCAGAGCUUGAACCUUUUGCUUUGCAAUCACUCUCCGAUUCUAAAAUUGCUCCUCCGAUUUACCCGAUUCAUCCUGUAGUCAAUUCAGAUGACAGUAACAAAAAGCAAGAAACAGAAAGUAUCAUCAAGUGGUUGGAUGAGCAGCCAAACUCAUCUGUAGUAUUCUUGUGCUUUGGAACCAUUGGAAGCUUUGAACCUGAGCAGGUAAAAGAAAUAGCAGUAGCACUAGAGCGCAGUGGCCACCGGUUCUUGUGGUCCUUACGAAGGCCUCCACCAAAGGGGAAAAUAGAGAUGCCAAGCGAUUAUGACAACUUCGAGGAAGUGCUGACGGAAGGGUUCUUGGACAGGACAAAAGGAAUUGGGAAAGUGGUCGGAUGGGCACCACAAGUGACUGUGCUUUCACAUUCUGCUGUGGGCGCGUUCGUGUCGCAUUGUGGGUGGAAUUCGACGUUGGAGGGCGUGUGUUGUGGGGUGCCUAUUGCUGCUUGGCCCUUGUAUGCUGAACAACAGAUGAAUGCAUUUUUGUUGGUUAAAGAAUUGGGGUUGGCAGUAGAGAUUUGGAUGGACUACGUUAAGGACUUCGAGGGGAAAAAUCCAGUUGUCAUAGUUAGUGCCGAGGAGGUUGAAGGCGCCAUACAGAAGCUUAUGGAGAAUGGUGAAGAGAAUGAAUUGAGGAAAAGGGUAAAGGAAAUGCAAGAGAAGAGCAGAAUAGCCAUGGAAGAAGGUGGAUCAUCUUACACCUCUUUACGACUUCUAAUUGAGGAUUUCAUCUGCAACAUUUCUUGAAGAUUGAUUUUCCACAUGAAGAGAUCUUCAGCAAUGACAAGUUUUUCACUGGAUAAAUCAUACUCUGAUGCUCUGAACAAAACUUUUAAAUGCAUUAUCAAGAGCACACAAGUUUUCAAUGUGGAUACUUGUGGUUGUUGCUUAGACUUGUUGGAAAUCGUUUAAGAAGAUUGUAUGUAAUGCAACAUUUAGAGUUGUUUCGUAGAGAUUUUUGAACAAAAAUUUAGACUACAAAUCACUGAAGA
Molecule: messenger RNA, 1700 nt
Organism: Capsicum annuum
Lineage: Eukaryota; Viridiplantae; Streptophyta; Magnoliopsida; Solanales; Solanaceae
Product: anthocyanidin 3-O-glucosyltransferase 2
Exons: 1
Coding region: 28-1455 (475 amino acids)
Molecular function (GO): UDP-glycosyltransferase activity
Source: RefSeq, a predicted model, not a curated record